UGGUUGGCAUACAUGUACGAAAAAAGAGAGAGAGAAAGAGAAAACAAAUAUUGUUUGUUUAUGUAGGUAUUGACAAUUUUAUUAGUUUUUAUAGACAAUAAAGAAGAUGUAAAGUUAAAAGCUACAUUUAUUUGGUAACAACAGCUACAACGCAAUUUGUCACAGCUGCUACAUAUAUCUACACUAUUACCAGCUGCCAUCAGCUAAUAGUGUUGCUAUCCUGAGAGUGAUAUAAAGAGGCACAAUUUAAUUCUGAAUGCAGGUGCCGCAAUGAAGGCAGUUCACAUGGACUUGUGGUCGAUAAAGGAGAAACUAUGCCUUGCAUCGGCCGUCGUGCAGGAAGGCGAACAGGAUUGGUCAGCUGUAAGCCGUUUGCUGCAGCCAUUUUUAGAACCGAACCGGCCGCCUGAUUGGUUUUCUGAAAGUAACUGUGCCCUGCAGUACAAUGCUCUGUUGGAGAAAGUCGAGGUGCCGCGACGCAAAAAGCGUUCUGGUCCUGAUAAAGGAGAUGCGAAAAUAGAAUCUCCGGGAGAGAUCAUCAAGAAAAAGCUUACAGAUGAACGCAUCGAGGAACUGAAGAGACUUAUGCAGUUGGAAAAAGAGCAGUAUUUGAAAGACAAAGAAGAAAUUGUGCUUAUAAACUGUGGGUACUUAGACGAUCAGCUUCCAGUCAUGUGGGCGGAGAUUCAAGAGGAGAAACAACAAAAGGAGCAUAAAGCCAAACUGCAUGCUCAGUGGCUCAAAGAGCGAGAAGAAAGACAAAGGAAGAUAGAGACAGAACAAGAAUGGAAGCCACCAAUUGUGAUGGGAAGAGUCCAGGAAAAGAUGCAGAGCCUCCAGAGGCGCCGGAAGGCCCAGCGAGCGGGCAGGCGACGCAACAGCAGUCCGUCCAGCCCCAGCAGCGAGCCAGACAGCACCACCGUUGACAGCCCCCUCCCUCCGGACCUCCUCAGGAUGGACGUUUUGCGGGAGGAGUCGGUGGACCCUCAGCCCAAGGUGAGGGUCCUCGCUCCGGUGAGCUCCGCGCCCACCCCCUCCUCCCCGCUCCUCACCAGCCUGCUGAAGAGCCCGUCGCCUGCCCCGUCGUCCCAGGCGUCCAUACUCCACUCGGCGAUCACGGCCCAGAGGGGGGCCUCGCCGACCAUCGCCAGCCUGCUGGGCUCCGCCCCGGGCGCCGUGCCGCCCCCGCCCAGCGCCGUGUCGCCCAGCCUCAAGAACCUGGUGUCCAGCGCCAUCGCCCACGCCUCCGAGGAGCAGCUGAAGCCCCAGGGCACGUCUCCGUCCGCGGGCGCCCCCACGCUGUCCAUGUUGCUUGAGCUGCCGCCCAGCCUGCCGGGCAAGCCCUUGCCCGAGCUGCCCAGCGUCGCUAGGCAACCCGCACCGCAGCCGAUCCAGGCACCACAGACACCAUCCAUGCCACCAGCUCCACCAGCUCCACCAGCACAGCCCCUCCCAACACCACCACCGCCACCACCACCACCACCGCCACGCCCCAGCACCACACCAGCCCAAGAAGUGUUGCAGACAGAGCAAGAAACAGACAAAGAUGAGGAAGAUGAUGGCGAGCUUGUGGAAGUGAAAUUUGAAGAUCUGAAGGAAACUGUGCAGUGUGAUGAACUGACAGAUGAAGCAGUUUUGGAAAUGGUGUUGGCCACAGAGGAUAUAGUCUGCACGGAGCCGGCGAAUGUUACCAUCGCGAGUGGGGCAGUGGACGUGAAAGGCAGCUGGGUGAGAGCUCUCGACUUUGGAAACGAGGUCAAGGAACAAUAUGAAGAAGUUGGCAGUCAAAAUGUACAGAAACACGAUGGAAAAAUCAUCGUAGCUAUGCAUGAACAAGUGAUAAGCGAACCUGUGAAGGAGACAAGUCCUGAGGAGAAGAAUGUGGAAGAUGCCCCAGAAACAGCAGAGAGCGAUCAUCAAGUGAAUGAGGAGGUUCUGGUGGAAGUCAUAGAUGCUGAGGGCGAGAAAGAGGACAAUGGGGUGGUCGGCAGCGAAGUGGAAGUCGCAACGAAAGGCGAGCAGGAUCUGACGGAGGGCUACGCCGUGAACGGUGCGGAGCCGAGCGGAAUGGUCGUGGCGGACAUGGAGCAGGAAGUGUUCAACAUCCAGGAAGUCGAGGUGCCCAUGUCCGAAACUGUUGCGGAGGUGGUCGAGAUAAUGGGGGACGAGUCCCAGAGCGAGCUCCUGGCUCCGGUGAUGGGAGACAUCUCGGAGCAGCAGGUCUUGGAGGUGAUAGUCGGGCCUGCCUUGCCGGCUUCGAGCCCGGACCCGGCGGUCGAGCUCGCGGAGAAGCAGGACGACGUCAAAGGCGGUGACAAAGAUAAACAUACUGACGAAGAGUCUGAUGAAGAAGUUCUGAGCAGUGAUGUGAACAAGAAGGUCCGAGAGGUCAUCGUGAACGACGUCGAGGCUAGCCGGCUGUCCGAAACGCCCGACACAAAACUUGAACUGGUGCCUGAGAAGUCAGAAUUGGGAACCGAGGAGAGUAAAAAUGGGUUUGAUUCCGAAGCAGCAGAGACGGGAAAGCAAAGUGGUAAACAAAAAACAGAUGAUGAUGAUAAGGUUAGAUACAGAAAGAAGAAACACUCAAAAGGAAAAAAGAAAAAACAUUCCAGAGAAAAGAGGAAUGAUAGUAAAAGCAGGUCGAAAGAGAUUGAUUCAAAGACUGAUUCAAAAUCAUCAGAAAAGAAAGAAGUUGAAAAAAAUGCUGAAGAUGUAACAAAAGAUAAAGUUAAGAAUGAUGGUAAAAUUGGUGUAAAAAAGAAGGAUGAUAAAACAGAAAUAAUAGUUCAGAAGAAAGAGGUUGCCAAAGAAGAAAAGAAAGGGAUUAUAAGAGAGGUUUCACCAGAACAAGUAAAAACUUCUAAAGAAGGCAAAAAUAUGUCUGAUCUAAUCCAGAAGAAUAGAAGUGGGAAGGAAGAUGGAAAACAGACAAAAAAUUUGAACAUUGACAAGAAGGAGAAAGAACCGAUGAAGGAAAUGAAACCAGUUUCAAAUGAAACUGACUCUUCAAGAGAUAAGUUACUCAAUUCAAAAGAAUCUUCCAAGAAAGACAAAGGAUCUGUGAUUGAAAAACCGUAUCGGGGCCAUCGCAAGGGACAGGAUGUUAAAAACGAGGAUGUUCCUGCCAAAGAGGAGGUCCCACGCAAAGAUAAGAAGGACAAGAAAGAUGUUGCUCAUAAGAAAUCUGAUAAGAGCUCUGACAGUGAAGGAGGGACUGGUUCUGGGUUCUUGAAGGAACCGACUCCAGCACCAACCGACGAAGAGGACGAAAAACCACUUGCUGAGAUAGCAGAUGAGAAGAAACUGCAACUGGUUUCAAACAUUUUAGCCAAGGAGGAGAGGCCAGCUCGCGGCGCGGAGCCUCAGUCCGGCGAGGACGACAAGGCGAGCGACGCGGAGCCGUCGAGAGUCGCAAGCAAGAAGCAGCGCGCCGCUGCCAGCACGCCGAUAGACUCCGUGCCCAACAGCCCGGCAGCCUCCUUCACGACGGAUGAGGAGCGAGAACACAAGGCCUGGAAGAAGGCGAUCAUGCUGCUCUACAAUCGCCUGGCCACUCACAAGUACGCGUCGCUGUUCCUUCGACCCAUAACCAACGACCUCGCACCGGGGUACAGCAGCUACAUAUACAGGUCUCAUGAUAUUCCCGUUGUUUCAAUAUAUUCCGCAAGUCCAAAACCUGCAGAUGGGGUGGGCUGCUCUAAAUGGUUUUCUACGCCACAAAGAAGUGCUCAUGGGACAACAAAAUUGAUAGAAUUAUUUGCCGAAACUUCUUGUUCAUCUGAAAUAACAGACUUAAAUUCGCGAUCAGAAUUUUCAAAUGAUAUUACAUCAUUACCACCAACACCAAAUAAAGAUUCGGCUCCCUAUAGAGGUGUUUCAGAAGAAGUGGAGAUAGGGACUGGGGAACCUGAUUGCACAGCCAAUGACUCAAUGGAUAUAUUAGAACCUGAACUACAUGGUCGCAGGAUAUUCGAUGUGAAAGGCCUGUUUUCGCAAAUUUCAAAAAUAUGCCAACUGCUCUUUCAGCAACAUGGAAUUCUUUAAAGAAGCAAGACGAAGAAUGCAGAGCAUUUUUUUACUUUCGGUGUUCAAUGUGUGGAACAGUUGAAACACUAAAUACAGAGAACCCAUCAAAACAAUUUCAGAUGAAUAUUAAUGAUGCUUGAACUACCGGCAUGCUGAUAACGGGACAAGGUUAUGCACAAAUGAGGGACAUAACAUCAACAUUAGAAAUUCCAUGCAUGGCCAAAGAGACUUUCCAGAGGCACCAAAGGAGUUUGUCAUCGGUGAUAAACAAUGCCGCUUGGGAGGAAAUGGAAGCUGCAGGAAAGGAAAAAUAUUAUUUGGCCAUAUCUGGAGGUACUGUUGACGAAAAUGGCACACCCAUUAUUAAAAUAAUAACUGAUGGAACUUGGUGCAAAAGAUCGUUUGGAAUUUGGAACUAGUUACAGGGCCUUGUCUGGAAUGGUGAGUAAAUAGUAAUACACAAUUACAUUUGAAUAUGUGUGUAUGAGAAUGUGCGUGUGUUUAAGCGAACAUUUCAUUUGUUGUCAAAACUUACUUUGUACUUAUUUACAGGCUUGUAUUAUUGGAGCGCGCAGUAGAAAAGUAUUAUUUGCAAGCACUAGAAAUUCCUACUGUUGCAUAUGCGCUCGAUCUUCCACUAAGAACGAACCAUCACAUGAACAUAUUUGUUAUAAAAACUGGUUAAAAACACCAACAGCGAUGGAAGCAGAUAUAAUUGUGGAAGGUUUCAAAAACAGCAUGUCAAUGCACAAUUUGAAAUAUGGGUACAUUAUA
Messenger RNA from Bacillus rossius redtenbacheri, 4803 nucleotides. RefSeq names its product bromodomain-containing protein 8 (gene Brd8). The record is from RefSeq and is a predicted model, not a curated record. The transcript is spliced from 16 exons. Gene Ontology annotation, cellular component: NuA4 histone acetyltransferase complex. Gene Ontology annotation, molecular function: protein binding. The coding region runs from base 271 to 4047 and encodes 1258 amino acids. NCBI's taxonomy places the organism in Eukaryota, Metazoa, Arthropoda, Insecta, Phasmatodea, Bacillidae.